CAAGUUGGUAAGUUAUAUUUUCUCCAGUUUCUCUACGAAUUUCGCACAGUGCAGUGAAACGAGCUUCGCUCUUGCGAAAACCCUAGGGGCGAUCACUAGAUCGAAGCUCACAGGGCUAGGAUUUGGAGAGAAACAAUGGAGGGAGUAUUGUCCUCUAACGAUCAACAGAUCAUGGUCAAGUCGUUCUUAGAGAUUGCCGUGGGGCAAACCGCAGAGACGGCUAGACAAUUCUUGCAGGCUACAAGUUGGAAACUUGAGGAAGCUAUCCAGCUGUUUUAUCUUGGUAAUGACGGUGGCGCAGGGCCACAGCUAUCAUCAUCACAUAAUCCUCCUGCAGAAAAUGCUGAUUCCUGGACGGGUCACCCUUCAAGUGAGCUGAGAAAAGAUACUGCCCUUGAAAGUAGCGGUGGUGAUGAUGGAGAUGAAGUACGCCCUCCAUUACCUGUUAAGAGGGAAACCCUUUAUGAUGAUCCAAUGCUGUUUGGAGUAUCAAGGAUGGGGCCUCGUACUCAAGAAGGUAGCUCGUUAGUUGCAUUCCGUAAUUUUGAAGAGGAAAUGAGACGUCCAGGGGUUUGGGAGUCUGAGCAGGGCGCUGUCUCUACAGCAGAGAGUUCUAGGGACAAUCUUGCUUCUCUAUAUCGCCCUCCUUUUCAUUUGAUUUUCACCGGUCCAUUUGAUAAGGCAAAAACGGCUGCUUCAACAGAGGACAAAUGGCUUUUAGUGAAUAUACAAUCUACCAAAGAAUUCAGCUCACAUAUGCUUAAUCGAGAUACUUGGGCCAAUGAAGCUGUCUCUCAGACCAUUAGCACUAAUUUUAUAUUCUGGCAGGUUUACGAUGAUACAACUGAAGGCCGAAAAGUAUGCACUUAUUACAGACUGGAUUCAAUUCCUGUAGUGCUUGUAAUUGAUCCCAUCACUGGCCAAAAGAUGCGUAUCUGGUCUGGAAUGGUUCAGCCUGAAAGCUUAUUGGAGGGUCUGCUAGCAUUCCUGGAUGCAGGCCCUAAGGAUCAUCACAAUACUUUAUCUCACAAACGUCCAAGAGAAAGUUCCAGCCCACCUAAAAUUAAAGAUGAAAGUAAUGAAGAUGAGGAAGUGUUAAAAGCUUUGGCACUUUCAAUGGAAGGCAUGAAAGAAUCAAGUGUAUUGGCUGGAACAGAUAAGGAUGCUGAGUCUGUUGACCAGGGACAAGAAACUGGCUUGCCUUCAAGGCCCACAUACCCUCCCCUGCCUGAAGAACCCAAGGGUGAUAAGAACCUCCUAUGCAGAGUUGGUGUCCGGCUUCCUGAUGGAUGCCGAGUUCAGCGUAACUUUUUGCGCACUGAUCCAAUUCAGCUUCUGUGGUCAUUCUGCUCCGCUCAGCUAGGGGAAGAUGAGAUGAGGCAAUUUCGGUUGACACAAUCAAUUCCAGGAGCUUCCAAAGUGCUGGACUAUGGAAGUAAUGCGACUUUAGAGGAAUCAGGGCUUGCAAACUCUAUGAUCUUGAUGACAUGGGAAUGAAUCCAGAUUUUUGGGUGACUUCGCUGGAAAAGUCAGACUGGGGAGCUUCUGUUUGGUGGUUCCUACUUAUAUAGCUAUAUGUUUUUCCUUCUUUGACAUGGGUUCGUGUUCAAAAGGUAAACGGGAGUCUUAAUUAAACUCUCAUGUGUAUAUACUCUGAAUGAAGGCUAAGAUCAAUGCCCCUAUAUCAUUGCUUAAUUAUUUCCCCCUUUUUGUUUGAGGAUAUCUUAAAAUUAGAGGAACUUGUAAAGAGAGAGGCUUUUGAAAGUUUGGUUAUAUUCA
Messenger RNA from Prosopis cineraria, 1779 nucleotides. RefSeq names its product plant UBX domain-containing protein 7. Gene Ontology annotation, cellular component: nucleus. The record is from RefSeq and is a predicted model, not a curated record. Gene Ontology annotation, molecular function: ubiquitin binding. Gene Ontology annotation, biological process: proteasome-mediated ubiquitin-dependent protein catabolic process. The transcript is spliced from 10 exons. Lineage: Eukaryota; Viridiplantae; Streptophyta; Magnoliopsida; Fabales; Fabaceae. Bases 136 to 1497 code for a protein of 453 amino acids.